Messenger RNA from Dipodomys ordii (Ord's kangaroo rat), 2749 nucleotides. It is a transcript of the gene Palm, whose product is annotated as paralemmin. The record is from RefSeq and is a predicted model, not a curated record. The transcript is spliced from 9 exons. NCBI's taxonomy places the organism in Eukaryota, Metazoa, Chordata, Mammalia, Rodentia, Heteromyidae. Gene Ontology annotation, cellular component: membrane. The coding region runs from base 63 to 1232 and encodes 389 amino acids. Gene Ontology annotation, biological process: negative regulation of adenylate cyclase activity; positive regulation of filopodium assembly; regulation of cell shape.
CAGCCCGUCCCCCGCGUCCGAGGCCCCGCACCCCGCACCGCCAUCGCCGGACCUCGCGGGAGAUGGAGGUCCUGGCGGCAGACACUGCAUUCCAGCAGGAGCGGCUCCAGGCCAUCGCAGAGAAGCGGAGGAGGCAGGCGGAGAUUGAGAGCCGGCGCCGGCAGCUGGAGGAUGACCGGCGGCAGCUGCAGCACCUGAAGUCCAAGGCACUGCGGGAACGCUGGCUGCUAGAGGGGACGCCAUCCUCAGCUUCAGAAGGUGAUGAGGACAUGAGGAAGCAGAUGCAGGAGGAUGAGCAGAAGGCCCGGCUUCUGGAAGAGUCCAUCUGCAGGUUGGAGAAGGAGAUAGACAUGCUGGAAAAUGGGGUGUCAGUCCCUGCUGCCCCCCAGGAGAAUGCCACCACAGCCCCCAGCCCGGCCCGGACUCCCACCUCAGCCCCAAGCCCAGCCCGGGACAGCAAAACAGAAGUGGUGAUGAAUUCCCAGCAGACCCCAGUGGGCACUCCCAAAGAACAGCAAGCUUCAAACACCCCAGGGAGGGUGGCCGGAAGCUCCCCCAUGAUGAAGGCAGCUAUGUACUCAGUCGAGAUCACAGUGGAGAAGGACAAGGUGACUGGGGAGACGAAGGUGCUGUCCAGCACCACGCUGCUCCCCCGGGAUCCCCUCCCGCAGGGAAUCAAGGUCUACGAGGACGAGACCAAAGUGGUCCAUGCAGUAGACGGUACAGCUGACAAUGGAAUUCACCCCUUGAGUUCCUCCGAGGUGGAUGAACUCAUCCAUAAAGCUGACGAGGUCACGCUGAGUGAAGCAGGGUCCACAGCAGGGCCGGCAGAGCCCCGGGGGUCCUCGGAGGAAGCUGUCCGGACCACACCUUCCAGACGAGAGAUUACUGGGGUACAAACCCAGCCUGGAGAAGCUACGUCAGGACCCCCGGGCAUUCAGCCUGGUCAGGAGCCGCCGGUCACCAUGAUCUUCAUGGGUUACCAGAACGUGGAGGACGAGGCAGAGACCAAGAAGGUGCUGGGGCUGCAGGACACCAUCAAGGCCGAGCUGGUGGUGAUCGGGGAUGCAGCCGAACCAAAGGAGCCCGCCCCACCCAACGGCAGCGCCGCCGAGCCCCCCGCCACCGAGGGCUCCCAGGAGGAGAAGCCGGCAGGGCCCAAGGCCACGGCCUCCGACGCCCAGGACCUUGACAUGAAGAAACAGCGCUGUAAAUGUUGCUCCAUCAUGUGACCCGGCCCGGCCUCUCCCCUGAACCCCUGCACCCCUCCCUUCCCCACCCCUGCCCUCUACUCCACCGAUACCCCACCAGCAGCCCAGUCCUUCCUGGAGUCUGCCCACCUUCGACUCACUACUUCACGGCCCCCUCCCCACCCCCGCCCCAAACACCGGGACACGCCUGAGUUCUCCGUGUCCCCCGAAUUUCCUUCAGCUGGAAAAGAGAGGGGACAGGGGCCCUGCUGAUCACCACACUCAACACUCACCCCGAAUCACUGAGCCGUGCACCCCUUACCAGGUGAGGGAGGGAGGGAUGGGCGGGCACGAUUUUCCAGGAAUGAGGGACCCCCCCACACCCCCAGGCCCCACCCCCCAAUAUCGUGGCAGCUCCACAGAUACAGCUCACGCCCACCGUGGUCCUGGCUGGUGUGAACUCCAUGCCGCCCUGGGCCGGGCUCGCCUGUGCCUUUCUGUCACUUCUAGAAGAUUCUCAAAGGGGACUGGGAGCUGAAGGGUUCUUGGGGCUGCCCAGGUUUGGAAGUGGGGCUCCCUGGUCAAGCAUUGGCCUUCCCAGUCGCAGGCAGUUGGGGUAGGGCCACACUUCUUUUGGGGGGACCUUGAGGUCUUCAAGUGGAGACCCCCUUGUCUGCCGUGCCCCCCUCCAGGCUUAGCCAGUGGCUAAUAGAGCUGGGGGGGGCUGGGGACACAUCCCCCACUGGGGAAGGGCCUGUCAUCCCUGGGCUGGCUUCUAGACAGAGCAGGUUAGGGGUCUUCAAACAGCCUCCCCCCUUACAUGAGGCAGGGGGCUUCUUGUCCUAAGCAUUCCCUUUCUCCCCCCCCCCGGGCCCUCCUCCCUCCUGGUGCUAAUUUGGGGAUCCCUGGGAGUGACCUUUGGCCUCUCCUUUAGCCUACUUGGAUUGGGGUUUUGGGGUCCCCCCUACCAUACCCUGGAAAUCAGACCCUGCUUACCAGCUCUGCAGAGAGGGUCUGGACAAGGAGGUCCAGCCUGGGGUGGGGUGAGGCCCCAUGGGUUGGAGCAGGAGACUCCCCCAUUUGCUACCCAGCCCCUUCUCCCCUGGCCUCCUCCCUGGAAGUGGCAAAGCUCCCCCAUAUACACAUACCUGGAGAGCAGCCACACUCGUCCCCAGAGGCACAUUCGUGCCCACGCACGCAGACACCCUCUCUUCACAAGCUGGCUUUGGGCCACCAGGCUCCAUCUCGGCCCAUCUCCAGGGCCUCUAGCCUGGUGCCCAGUGCUUAGACCAUUUCUUGGUCCCAUCAGCACCCAGAGCCACAAAGGAGGGUACAAGCCACCCCAGACGGGAGCCUGGCUCCAGUCUCUGUCACGCCCACUUUGGGAGGGGGGUGGGGGCUGGGGAUCCUGCCAUGGGAUCCCCCCCAACCGCCUAUCCCCACAUCUGCCCUGGAACCGUGAGCCUCCGCUGAAGUGCCCUGGCUGAGUCCUGCUUUCGACCUGUGACCAGGCCCCUUGAUUUUUCCCAGAGAAGCAAAUAAACAGCGUGGAAGCCCCA